Messenger RNA from Cladocopium goreaui, 4608 nucleotides. The record is from the annotation of a GenBank genome assembly. Lineage: Eukaryota; Dinophyceae; Suessiales; Symbiodiniaceae.
AUGCCCGAGCUUGCAGGACAACUUGCCUCGAUCGACUAUCUGAUCAUCGGCGUCUAUAUGGCCGGCGUGUUGCUGGUGGGGUCGUUUUUCGGCCGCUAUAUCCACUCUUCCGGCGACUUGUUUCUUGCCGGACGAGCGUUGCCCUUUUGGGCCAUCGGCAUGUCGAUCGUCGUCAGCGACAUCGGGGCGAUCGACCUGAUCGCGGGUGCCGGAGGGGCCUACGAACAGGGAAUCGCCCAGGCUAACUUCGACUGGAUUGGCUCGGUACCGGCAGUGCUGGUGGCCGCUUUCGUCUUUCUGCCCUACUACUGGCGGGCCGGGGUCUACACCGUGCCCGAGUUCUUGGGACGUCGUUACAACGGCGGCACCCAGUGGGUGCAGGCCCUGAUGCUGCUGUUCUUCAUGGCGGCCAACGUCUCGGUGUUCCUGUGGAUGUCGGCCGUAUUUCUCAACGAAGUGUUGGGUUGGAGCUACCUCACCGCGAUUUGGGUCACGGUGGUCAUCGUGGGCAUCUACACGGUCACCGGUGGUUUGGCCGCCGUGGUGAUGACCGACGUGAUGCAGCUCGUGGUGAUGUUCGUUGGGGCCGCCGCGUUGUUGUUUCUCAGCAUGUGGGAAGUUGGUGGCUGGGAUGGCCUGACGCAGACCAUUCUCGAUCAAGGCGAGAAGGGCCCCGAGUUCUUCAAGCUGCUAGUGCCGCACCUGGCCGAUACCGAAUAUCCCUGGACGGGCAUGGUUUUCAGCUUAGGGCUGAUCAUGUCCACGUCGUACUACGUGGCCAAUCAAGCUGUGAUGCAGCGAGCCCUGGGUGCCCGCACCGAGUGGGACGCCAAGGCGGGCAUGAUCUUCGCCGGGCUAUUCAAGCUGUUCAUCCCAGUGCUGGUCUUCAUCCCGGGCCUUGCAGCACGAGCGCUCGACCCAACCUUGGGAGACGAAGCGGAUAAAGCCGUGCCCAUGCUGGUGAAUAAGCUCAUGCCGGCAGGGCUGAAGGGCCUCAUGUUUGCGGCCUUUCUCGCGGCACUUAUGUCGAGCGUCGACUCUUACUUGAACUCGUGCGCGACGGUGUUCAUGUCCGACGUUUAUGGGAAGAUCCACAAAGGCAUCACCGGCCAUGGGUUGAGUGACAAGCAGGGCGUGAUCUUCGGACGUGUGCUUACGGCUGUAAUUCUCAUUGGUGCGGCCUUGGUUGCUCCCUUCGUCAGUCAGUUCGGCACGAUCUACGAAGCAAUCCAGACACUGCUUUCGCUAUUCCAAGGGCCGACACUCGCCAUCUUGUUGCUGGGCAUAUUCUGGAAGGGAGCCACUCCCUGGGGCGGCUUUGUUGGGCUAACCCUAGGCGUGAUCACUACGGUGAUGCUCAACCUAUUAGGCAAUUCGGUGUUCCCUUCGAACACACCAUUCUUGUUUGUGUCGUUCUGGUCGUUCUUUCUCUCGCUGGGCAUUACGGUCGUGGUGAGUUUGUUCACACCGCCGGCACCACCUGAAAAACUGCGAGGACUGGUCUACAAUCGGGUGCUCAGCGAUGCCGACGCUCAAGCUGCCCUGCAGAAGCGCCUCGGCCGUGGGGUUGUUCGUCAUCGCGGGGCUUUGGGCGGUGAGCCUCAGUCGCGAAUUCGUGUACCUGGGCGCCCCCAAUCAGGCCCGCUGGCGCGAUCUGAGAAUUUGGGCGGUGAUCUUGUUGACGCUCUACACGAUCGUCUACAUCACCCUGGGCUGACACUCCAACGGAGCGAAACCGUGAACGAGCCAGAUCAUGAUGCCCAUAGUCGUCGCGACGCCGCCUCGAUGCAGUUGUUGGGGUUCUUCUUCAGCGUGUUGGCGAGCCUGGUGUUGAUCGCCACCCUAUGGACGCUUGAUCGCCCUCGCGCCAUGACGGUGAAUCUCAUCGCCGGAAUGACACUAAUGGCCGUGGGUGUGGGGAUGAUCUGGGGUGGGCGACGUUUGAAUGCCUCGUUGCCGCCUGAAGAUCCCUCGGGUGAUCUGCCCACCAAUACGCGUCGCCAGCCGAAGUUAGAAAUGGUCUGGAUGCCUUGCCACCAUCUGCGGUUUCCACUCUCGAAAGAUGGUCGCGAAGGGGCGAUCGAGCUACUCAUCGGUGGGCACGAUGCCAUGGUGACGCGACUUCGCGGCGGCGGGGUCGAAGUUCAAGAAGUGAGCGACUUCGAGGCAUUCGCCCCCACCGUUGGCGACGAAGAUGCAGUGGAAAUUGCUCGCGAACAGCUCACACUGGCCCGGGUUCGCGAGCCGGGGUGGAAUAACCAGAACCUUGACGUCGGUCACCCGGAAAUCGACCUGUGGCAAUACCCGUACUGGGCCUACUACUACGAGCGACGCAAAGGUAUGUUAGACGUCUUAUUGCUCGACGCCGUGACCGGCAAACCGGUGGGAAGCCGCACCAAAGCGGCCUUUCUUGCGGCCAUCACCGCCGAGCCCACGGAACCAGAAGCCCCCUACGGCAAGCCGUUUUUCGUGAUUGCCAGCGACUACCAGUAUUACCGCGACCGUCGCGAUCACUGGGAAGAUCGGCUCACCAAGUUGAAGGAAUCAGGCGUCGAACUCAUUACGUUUUACACCCCAUGGCGUCACCAUCUGCAGAUGGACAAUGGUCGUCGCGCCUACGACUUCAACGGCAGCACGAAGGACAGCCGUGACCUAAAAACAUUUCUGGAAACGGUCAAGCGGCUCGACCUGUUGAUGGUGAUCAAGCCGGGGCCGUUUGUGCACUCCGAGUUAAACGUGGGUGGCUUGCCCGAUUUGGUCAGCCCCGGUUUCAACCCCGGCAUGCCCGAAGCCCGACGUCAUCACGGCCGAGCGUGCCGGUGGACCUACGACAACAGUCAACUGCCGGCCCCCUUCGACGAGCACUUCGACGGCCUCGUGAAGGAAUGGCUCGAAGCGGUCGGCGAAGUGAUCGCCCCCUACUGCGGUACCGACGGGCCCUGUAUUGCCAUUCAAUUGAAUGACGAAACCAUUUACUGCAUGUCGAACGAUCCACCGUGGCACAUUGGCUACGAGCCCUCUGGCCUGCGUUUCUAUCAGCAGUUGCUCGCGGAGAGAUACGGAGACGUCGAGACGUACAAUCGCCUGCACGGUACGAAUCACACGGCGCUCGAUUUCGUGGGCGGGCCCAAAUUGCUCACAGUCGAUGACAGCCCCAAGGAUCAGCCUCCGGGUCCGUCCUCACGCGAGGAAGUACUGAAAUACGCCGACUGGGGUGAGUAUCAGUGGAAGCUGCGGCGGGAGUUCUACGUCCGCUAUGCGAAGUACCUCGGCAUCGAUCUACCCCAGUUGACCAACUAUGCCGGCAUCACGCCCCCGAUCGAGGAGAACGUUCCCGAUCUUCAGGACGAAGCCCACGAGGUGAUCCCCAGCGAUUACCAACGGCUGUAUCCCGAGUGGUGGUUCGCCAUGAACCGCGUGGAUGCCGACCGCGACGACUACGAGUACGGCAUGAUCAGUUGGUUGGGCGUGGCCGCCUACGAUCGAGACGUUUUCGAUCGCUACGUGAAUACCGCCCGACGCGCCCGUGGUUUGAACCUGGAAGAAAACUGGGGAUUCGCCGCGUUGUAUGACAAGCGAAGCAAGUUCCCCGUGAUUCCGUUCUAUCAAACACUCGUUUCGGUCGCGGCGGGUGCGACGGGAUAUGACAUCUUCGUAGGUGCCAGCACCGAUUACUGGGACGAAACGCUCGACCGCAUCACGAAGUUGCAGUGCCCAACGUUCCCCUCCGAUGCACCGAUCGACGAGCAUGGAAAUUUGCGGCCGCUCUAUCACACGGCGAAGUUUCUCAACUCCUGGUUCGUCGAACACGGCGAUGCAUUGCUGAACUGCGAGAUUGAUAUCGACGUUGCCUACCUGCUCUACCCGCCAUACGCAGCCGUGUCCUCUUGGGUGCCGGACGAACGCUACUGGCGCGUGGCCGACAGCGAGAUUCCCCGUUGUGGUCGCGAGGGCUUUGAAGAGUUUUCGCACUCCCUACAAGAAGCCGGUUACGCCUUCGGUAUGUUUGAACUCGACGCGGCCACCGAAGAGCAACUCUCGCAACCCAAGGCACUCGCCCUGCAAAGUGGCUACUUCAUGGAUGCUGCGAGCCAAGAGCGAUUGGCGAAGUUUGUCGAAGAUGGCGGUCGGCUGUACAUUUCCGGCCAAUUGCCCGAGGUCGACGACAAGCUCGAGCCGUGCACACGAUUGAAAGAUGCCAUCGAGAAGGCCACGGCCGGGAAAGACAGCAAAGUGAUUUACAGCCGCGAGAACUUCUUCGCCGAUGGCAAGUUCGCCAAAGUGGUGGAAGAGUCGGGGCUGGAAACCAACGUGACCUACAGCGAGACCAUUCGUGCCUACGUACACCGCGGCGGUAACGAGCGGUUCGUGUUCUUCUUCAGCUUCGACGAAGGCGGCCCGCACGAGCGUUGGAUCGAAUACGAUCGCCAACGCAUCGAACUCACACUCGGUUCGAAAACCAGCGGCGUCCUUCGCAUCACCGACGGCAAGAUCACCGGUCACAUGAUCAAGGGGGCCAACGAAGUCGACGAAACCGUGGCCGACGUGCGAAUCAAGCUGAACGACCAGGUAAUUGAAGGUCGGGGAGACUUUAGUUCGACGGAGUAA